Molecule: messenger RNA, 2016 nt
Organism: Lentinula edodes (shiitake mushroom)
Lineage: Eukaryota; Fungi; Basidiomycota; Agaricomycetes; Agaricales; Omphalotaceae
Exons: 6
Coding region: 133-1887 (584 amino acids)
Source: RefSeq, a predicted model, not a curated record
CCAACUACAUCGACGGCUUUAGAUCUCAAAGUAUUGCCACAAUCAAUAUGGAAAUAUCGGCUGGUCGACUUUGGUCAGUGGAGGUAUUGUGGCACCGACGUUGACGACGACCACUAUGAUUGGUCAACUCCCAUGUCCGCCGUACAUCAAAUUUCUGCCCAGCAUCAAGCUCAGCUUUAUAAUCGACCUCGAAUGAAAUCAGAAGGACAAAGUCAAUUUCAAUCUCAAGUCGAGCUUUUGGAAGAUAUACUUGAAGAGUCACAAAUCAAAGAGCUUCUACAAUUGUUCGAUGAGAGCUUUUCACCAUGGUUAGGCUUCUCACUUAUUCAUUCCGACUCGUUCCCGUUGCUCGACCUCGUGUGCUGUACCAUCUCCUCAAGAAAACUACCAUCAUUAUCAUCCGUUCCCUUCGUCGUUGACCGUCUUAUUUGUGCCACUGAACGUGCUGUUUCUCAGAUUGUUCUUCGCCCGCCUGCGGAAUAUGUGCGAGAAUGUAUCCAAGCUUUGAUUCUGAUCGCUCUAUGGGAACCAUUAUCGGAUUCAAAUGAACCAGAGGAAGGAUGGAGAGAUCCACACCUGCUCUUGAGCUGUGCGCUCAGUUUGGCGACCAAAAUCAGACUAAAUGAAGCUCCCGAAAAGUUUUCGACGUUGAAGAUAAUGAGAGAACAGGGCUUAGAGGUCGAUCCUUUACAGUUGGCUAGUGCUGCGGAUCUUGCUAGGCUUUGGGUCUCUCUUACAAAUGCUGAAUUGCUGACACCAUUUUCUGAAAGGCAGAAGACAUACCUCAAAUGUUUUCCCCGUAGUCCAAGUCACUUUAGCCCGUCUACCUUAGCUGACAAUACCGAAGCUAUGGAUGUUCGACUCCGACUUCUUGCAGAAACCCUUAGCGCGACUGAGGAGGGCCUUUCCGUGCGGUUGAACGCGAUGGAAGAAUUCGAAUCAUGGCACCACGCAAUGACAGGCGCAUUUCAAAGAAUCGAUAAUUGUACGAGAAUUUUGUUGCCUUUGAGAGUUAUGUUUGGCUUGGACCAUACGCUGUUCUAUCGCGUGCAAGCUAUCGUAACACGAUGCUGCCGCCUUCUCGUCAUCCACAAUCCCGUCAAUGCUGCACGUAGACUUUCAAUUUACUACGGUCAUGGAGCUCUGGAGUCCAGAUCUUAUUCAAAUAUCUUCGCAGAGGAGCUUCUCGAAAGGAUCGAUCGUGACGAAAGUUAUGUCCAAUUUCUUGCUUCUACACCAGACUACUUCUUCCAUUUGAUCCAACUUGCUGGUGUUUUCCUCAUUUCCUUCAAAUUCAUGGUGUUCAAUGCUCGGAGAUGUGUGUUACCUGGGUCAAGCGACUUGUUGCUCGAGAGCAUCAUCCAACGCUUGAAGUUGCUACAGGUGCCCAGAAAGCAUCCCGCAUUAACAUGUGCUGACCUACUCAGAGGUCUGUUGGAGUUGUGGAUGCAUAGGGAGGAGCUGUUGCCUUCAGUGCAGUCGCAGCCGCAGCAACACCAGCAGAUCCCUGCAAGAUCGAAUAGAGUUGACAGCCUUGUUCAAGGCCAACUCAGGCAUACGGUCGAGGGGCAUGGUCGAGAACAACUAGGGGAUAAGGAGCCCGAGGUCACAAGCGUAAAUGAACCCCCCAACGCUACCGCGAUCGCCGCUUCGCCGACAGAGUACCUGUCUGCCUCAUCCAUCAGUGCGAGGGAAAUUCGCCAACUCUCUCAGAACGUCAUGAUGCAAACAGAUUUGGAUCUCAGUUCGAUGUGUUCGUCAAUGCCCAAUGCCAUCACUGUGGGAAUGAUCGAUAACCCUCAAGUCGGCGACGAGUUUUCCGAUAUCUUUCAAGACGUUCAAUUUUGGCAAAAUUUAUCUAUGCAUCAACCGAUGUCGGGACAAUAACAAUAACAUAGUAUGCCCCAAUUUCAUUAAUUGCGCUUCGAGUGCUUGUUGGAUCCUGAGCACUCUCCUCGUGUAGAUCGCGUUUGACCUGAAUAUAGAUAGUCUAGUCGUUGUAUGUAGGUGAGUUUU